Molecule: messenger RNA, 2151 nt
Organism: Syngnathoides biaculeatus (alligator pipefish)
Lineage: Eukaryota; Metazoa; Chordata; Actinopteri; Syngnathiformes; Syngnathidae
Gene: gtf2h4
Product: general transcription factor IIH, polypeptide 4
Exons: 14
Coding region: 318-1709 (463 amino acids)
Biological process (GO): nucleotide-excision repair
Cellular component (GO): transcription factor TFIIH holo complex; transcription factor TFIIH core complex
Molecular function (GO): double-stranded DNA binding; ATPase activator activity
Source: RefSeq, a predicted model, not a curated record
UGUCACAUGACCCAGUAGCGACCAGUCACUUUUGCCCGAAACAUGAAGAAGACACAUGAACCGGUAAAUGGCCGUCAAAUGAUGCCAGCAAUUAGUCCAAUUGUAACUACGCGGUAGUUGUGGUAUACUUAGAGUUUGAGGGUUUUUUUCUUUUUGGUGAAUAAAGCUUCUUGAAUACGUGAGACAAUUAAAGCAGUGUUCAGUUUUGUUAUUGCGACGAUCGCACCCAUUGGUUCCGACGAAGCUAUUGCAGUGGAGUUGUUACCAUUUUGUGCUAAUAUUUAAUGUGCCAUUUAAUAGAAGUUGUUGACUAGAAAAUGAAGCUUCGUGUCCAGCUGCAGUGCAAGAACUUGCAUGAAUACCUCAGAGAGCUGAGUCCAGAGAUUUUGGACAGACUGUACAAUCACCCAGCAACAUGUCUCGCUGUCUAUAGGGAGCUGCCUUGUCUAGCCAAAAACUAUGUGAUGCGAAUGCUAUUCUUGGAUCAGCCUCUUCCACAGGCAGCAGUGGCAUUAUGGGUGAAUAAAGAAAGCAAGAAGGAUCAUGAUGAAUGCGUAGCUGUGCUAGCAGGACUCCGCCUUUGGCACAGUCAGCAGCUACAGGGUGGUCUGCAGGGAUAUAUCCUGAAUCCAGUGUUCAAAGACAACCUGAGGAUAGCGCUGCUCGGCGGGGGUCGAGCAUGGGCAGACGAACGCAGCAGCCUGGGGCCUGACCGGCAUGCUCGCGACAUAGAGAGUCUGGACCGUUAUGCCAUGGAGCGCUGGGAAGUUAUCCUGCACUUCAUGGUGGGGUCUCCCAGUGCUGCUGUAAGUCAGGACCUGGCUCAACUGCUGACUCAAGCAGGGCUCAUGAAAAGCGAGGCGGGCGAGGCCCCCUCUAUCACCUCUGCCGGCUUCCAGUUCCUUCUGCUGGACACAGCUUCCCAACUGUGGUAUUUCACACUGCAGUACCUCAAAACUGCUCAGUCAAGAGGGAUGGGCCUGGUAGAAAUAUUGUCAUUCUUGUUCCAGCUCAGUUUCUCAACAUUGGGCAGAGAUUACUCAGUGGAGGGCAUGAGUGAGUCAUUACUCACAUUUCUGCAGCACCUUCGGGAGUUUGGACUGGUUUUCCAAAGGAAGAGAAAGUCAAGGCGGUACUAUCCCACCAGAUUGGCCAUUAGUCUGGCUGCAGGAGUCACAAGCAGCUCUUCUUCCCUUUCCUCCUCAUCUAACUUGGGCUCCACUCCCGGUACUGGAGAUGCUGGCUUCAUUGUGGUUGAAACAAAUUAUCGCAUCUACGCCUACACAAAUUCAGAGCUCCAGGUUUCUCUGGUAGCACUCUUCAGUGAAAUGUUGUAUCGCUUUCCCAAUGUGGUGGUUGCUCAGGUCACAAGAGAGUCGGUGCAGCAGGCAAUCGCAAAUGGCAUCACUGCGCAGCAGAUCAUCCACUUUCUGAGAACCAGAGCACACCCUAUCAUGCUGAAACAGACACCAGUGCUUCCUCCAACUGUAACAGAUCAGAUCCGACUUUGGGAGUUGGAAAGAGAUAGACUGCAAUUCACGGAGGGAGUGCUCUACAACCAGUUUCUCUCCCAAGCUGACUUUGAGGUUCUUCGAGACAGAGCUCAGGUCCUCCACCAUCUGUUGUUGACAUGCUUAACCAAUUACUGCGCAAGGAACAGCAUAUGGGUUUGGAUUGUCUGGUGUGGCAAGAUGUGGCUCACAGGGUAAUGGUGGUGACACCACAUGGACACAGUGAGGUCAAGAGGUUCUGGAAACAACAGAAAUCCCACACGUAACCAGGAGAGUAGGAAACAAGAAGGAAGCUAUCCCUCAGUAUCUUGCAACAUACUUUUCUGUAGAGCAAUUAUUCUUUAACAUUAACCUGGAACCGGCAUAUUCCUAUUGUCACCAAAUAGUGACCAACGUUUAUAUAAAAACAAUUUAAUGGAUAGUUAUAAUAAACUUUUGAAAUCACAAAAUUAUAAAAAAUGUUAUGCUUACAUUUUCACAGUGGCUUUUCAGAACACGUUACAUACAUGCAAACCAGUCACCUUUGACUUGAGCUGCAGGUGGCAAUAGGGGCAGCGCUUCGUUGGAGUUCCAAAAAAUGAUGCAUGGUUUCUGUUUGUAAUGUUUCAAUGUCUGCCUUGUUUAAAAAAAUGAUCACAGA